AUGGAGAAACCUUUACCAGCCUUAGCUAUGAAACCAGAGCAGACCAGCCAUCGAGAUUAUGCCAUCACAACUAGACGUGGGGUUGGAAACAUGGGCAACCGGAUAGAAUUGUGCACCAAUCACUAUAAUGUUUCUGUGAGACAGCCAGAUGUAGUAUUUCACCAGUACACUGUUAGUAUCACCACUGAAGAUGGUGAAAAUGUCGAUGGGAAAGGAAUAGGCAGAAAGCUUAUUGACCAACUGUACAAGACAUACUCUUCUGAUCUUGCCGGUAAAAGGUUAGCCUAUGAUGGAGAGAAGACCUUGUAUACUGUUGGUCCUCUGCCACAAAACGACUUUGACUUUCAUGUCAUUUUGGAAGAUUCAUUUUCAAAACGUGACUGUGGUGUCUCUGAUGGUGGUAGUCCUUCUGGUUCUUGCAAGAGAUCAAAGCGCUCUUUCCUGCCAAGAAGUUACAAAGUUCAGAUGCAUUUUGCUGCAAAAAUACCAUUAAAGACUGUUCUUGUCAGUCAGAGAGGAAUUGAUACACCGGAUAAGAGCACUCAGGAUGCGCUUAGAGUGCUUGAUAUUGUACUGAGGCAGCAAGCAGCUGAAAGGGGCUGCCUUUUGGUCAAACAUGCAUUUUUCCAUAAUGAUAGGAACUCUGUUGAUGUUGGGGGAGGCGUAAUAGGUAUUCGAGGUUUCCACUCCAGCUUUCGUCCAACCCAUGGAGGACUCUCACUUAACAUUGAUGUGUCAACAACUAUGAUCUUAAAGCCAGGUCCGGUUAUUGAAUUCCUGUUAGCCAAUCAGAAUGUAGAGUUACCAAGAAAAAUUGACUGGAUUAAGGCUAGGAAAAUGCUUAAAAAUAUGAGGGUAAAGGCAUCACAUCGCAACAUGGAAUUCAAGAUUAUCGGUCUAAGUGAGAAGCCAUGCAAUCAGCAAUCGUUUUCAAUGAAAAUUAAGAAUGGUGAUCGUGAAGGACAGACUAAAGAGAUUACUGUGUUUGACUAUUUCAAGCAAACUUACACAGAACCUACUUAUUCUGCAUACUUGCCAUGUCUUGAUGUUGGCAAGCCAAAUCGCCCCAACUACCUUCCACUGGAGUUUUGUAAUCUUGUAUCUCUGCAACGUUAUACAAAAGCAUUGUCAGGGAAGCAAAGAGCUUUACUUGUUGAAAAAUCAAGACAAAAACCUCUAGAAAGAAUUAAAACACUCAAUGAUGCAAUGGGUACCUACUGCUAUGAUGAGGACCCGUUUCUGGCUGGAUGUGGCAUCUCCAUUGAAAAACAAAUGACUCGAGUGGAAGGCCGAGUUCUCAAUCCCCCAAUGCUGAAAUUUGGCAAGAAUGAGGAUUUUUUACCUUGCAACGGACGGUGGAACUUUAACAACAAGAUGCUUCUAAAACCAAGUGUAAUUAAGAGCUGGGCUAUCGUCAACUUUUCUUUUCCAUGCGACAGUAGUCACAUUUCCCGUGAGCUCAUAAGCUGUGGCAUGAGUAAAGGCAUUGAAAUUGAUCGACCUUUUGCACUAGUUGAAGAGGAUCCCCAGUAUAAAAAAUGGGGUCCUGUUGAGAGGGUAGAAAGAAUGAUUGCAAAGAUGAAGUUAAAAUUUCCAGAGCCUCCUUAUUUCAUCCUCUGUGUCCUGCCAGAACGGAAGAAUUCUGAUAUCUAUGGUCCUUGGAAGAAAAUAUGUCUUACUGAAGAAGGGAUCAACACGCAAUGCAUCUGCCCUAUGAAGAUGAGUAAACAGUAUCUCACCAAUGUGCUUCUGAAGAUAAACUCUAAGCUUGGAGGCAUCAAUUCUCUGCUGGGAAUAGAGUACUCUUCCAACAUUCCAUUGAUAAACAAAAUUCCCACCUUAAUAUUGGGUAUGGAUGUAUCUCAUGGGUCUCCAGGUCGUGCGGAUGUUCCUUCAGUAGCAGCGGUUGUUGGUUCAACAUGCUGGCCCUUAGUCUCAAGGUAUCGGGCAGCUGUAAGAACUCAGUCACCAAAACUGGAGAUGAUUGAUUCGCUCUUCCAACCUGUAGAGAACACUGAGAAAGGAGAUAACGGUAUCAUGAACGAACUAUUUGUAGAGUUCUUCGUGACAAGCAGGUCACGGAAGCCUAAGCAGAUUAUCAUCUUCAGGGAUGGAGUAAGUGAAUCACAGUUCAACCAAGUCUUGAACAUUGAGGUGGACCAAAUUAUAAAGGCGUAUCAACAUCUUGGUGAAACCGAUGUACCAAAAUUCACUGUCAUUGUGGCUCAGAAGAAUCAUCACACCAAACUGUUUCAAGCUAAUAAGGGUACAGAGAAUGUUCCUGCAGGAACUGUCGUGGACACCAAGAUUGUACACCCAACAAACUACGAUUUUUACAUGUGUGCUCAUGCAGGAAUAAUAGGAACUUCACGACCGGCUCAUUAUCAUGUUCUACUCGAUGAGAUUGGUUUCUCUCCCGAUGACAUGCAGAAUCUCAUCCAUUCACUCUCCUAUGUCAACCAACGGAGCACAACCGCUACCUCAAUUGUGGCUCCAGUGCGAUACGCUCAUCUCGCAGCGGCUCAAGUUGCUCAGUUCAUCAAGUUUGAAGACAUAUCGGAGGAAGGCAUAGUUCCAGAGCUUCCACAUUUGCACAGGAACGUCGCAAGCAACAUGUUCUUCUGCUGA
Arabis nemorensis is the source of this 2628-nucleotide messenger RNA. The record is from the annotation of a GenBank genome assembly. Lineage: Eukaryota; Viridiplantae; Streptophyta; Magnoliopsida; Brassicales; Brassicaceae.